GUCGCGUAAAUCUCGCGAGACGCCUGGAAUUUUUCCAAAAUGGCGUCACCUCACCAGGAGGAAGAGCUUGAUCCAAGGAUUCAGGAGGAGCUGGAGACCCUGAACCAUGCAGCUGAUGAGAUCAACAGUCUGGAGCUGGAGCUAGAUGACUCGAGAGCUGCGUUCCGCCAGCUGCUGACAGAGUCCACCCAGAGGCUGAAUGUCCUGGCUAAGAAACUGGGGAGUUGUGUGGACAGGGCGCGGCCGUACUACCAGGCCAGGAGGGAGGCUAAGGAGGCCCAGAUUGAGACCCAGAAGGCCGUACAGCGGUUUGACCGUGCCACCAGCAUGCACAACGCUGCGAAGGAGAUGGUCGCGGUGGCGGAGAACGGUCUGCUGAAGGAGGGGCACACCUUCGACACCACCUGGCAGGAGAUGCUCAACCAUGCAACCACCAAGGUAAACGAAGCGGAAAAGGAGAGGUUUGUUAGCGAGAUCGCCCACCAGGCCACGGCACGCAAGUUUAACGAGAGCGAACAACGGGUCAAGAUGCUUCAAAAGGCGCUCAAACGGGCCAUCGUAAAGUCCAGUCUUGCCACACGUAGGAGUUUGCUACAGCUCAAUGCUCUAACUCAGCAACACCAAUUGGCCCUGUUACCCUACUUUGAGAUGAAGGCCAAAAUCCAAGAAGACCUGGAUGAGAGGAAACUGAGAGUUGAGAGGUUGGAGAAGGGAGUGGUGAAGCAUAAGACUGAGUACUCACUCGCCCUGAAAAACCUGGAGGAGAUCUCCGAGAGCAUCCACCGUCAGAGGAAAGAGAGGCGGGGGAGCGGGGUGGGGGCUGAAGCCGGGUCCCCGGAGUCACGGGAGGACCCCCAGGGGGUGGGGGAGACGGUACAUCUACCCCGACCCUCCUCACUCCAAGGGAAAGGGGAUGCAGGGACGACACUGCAAAAAGACAUCCAUGACACAACAGGGAAAGAGAAUACGGAGGAUGGAAAAGUGGACAAUGUUGCGCAAGAAAAUAUAAUCUCUCCUACUUCUUCUAUAACUCAGGAAAAAUCGCUGAUAACCAGCCCUGUAGCAGCUGGCCCUACAAGUCCUGUAGUUUCAUCUCUGAGUGAAGGAAUAGUUCUCUCCCCUCCUAGGAACGUGGACCCUGUCAGGAUAAAACUACAGUUCUCUCCUGUGUCGUCUAGUAAGAUUUCCAAAGACUCGGGGAUCGCCGAUGACUCAGUCUCGUUAAACGACAACAAAAGUAUGGAGGGAUACGCGUACGGAAUCUCUCCGCCCAAGUCUCACUCCAGCCCGGGUAUUUCGUCUUCGUUACAGCGGCCUGCGUCGUCCAACCCGAGUCCGUACUUGUACGCGCCGAGGUCUCACUCCGGAAUCCUGGGUGGCGAGUAUAAGACCCUCCCUCACACUCACUCAGGAACCGGGGCCGGGUCUCCCCUCAGACCUCCCCGCGGCGCGACAAAAUCGUUAGACUUGACGGAGUCGGACGCCAGUCCUCUCGACGAUGGUAGCAUCUUCACGUCGGCGGACUUGCUCGCGAUCAAAGCAGAUCUAGAGAGAAAGGACUCCGUAGAAAGCCUGACAGAGACAGGCAGCGUGUCUAGUCUAUCUGAUGGUGUAGGCAUGGGGAUGAGUUUGAGCCUAAGCAGGCUGAGUUUAAGACUACGGGAGAGGUCGGACAGUAUUUAAGCCUCUACUUUAUAGUCUUUGAGUCAUCGUCCCUCCAGCAAUGAAUGUGUAGUUGCCUUUAGACUGAAGUAGAUGAGUACUUUAGAAAAGCAUAGAGAUUGUGAGGAAUGAAGAGUGAGAUUAUCCUUACAUGUAUUUGUUUGCACAUGAUCAUGUACAUGUUAUGAUUUGUUGCAGUAAUUUUUUAUUUUUUUGUGUGAAUCGAUUCCUUAUAUUCAUCAAUUUUGUUGCCAAUAUUAAUUUGUAGAUAUUUUCCUCAUCAAAUAUUACUGUUAAAAAGCCCUAGUCCCCUUCAAAACAUGAGAAAAUGGAGGAGUUAUAAAAUAUGGAACAUGACAUUCCCUUCUUGACACUACUGCAAAUAGACCAACUUGAACACCAUUUGUUGAGCAUGCGUCAUGACAUAUCUGCAUUGAUAAUCAUUAGGAACAUUCCAUCCUUUUUAGAGUUAACUUAGAACAUCAUCAGGCCUUAUCUACAUUGUAUGGAUGUGUACAUCAUCAUCAUCAUGUACAUCAUGAUGUGUACAUGUGUAGUGUUAUCUACCUUGCUUACAUUCAUGUUCAUUCGUUGAUUUAGUCCCUUGUAAUGCCUAGUGACACAUAGCAUAGCAAAUUUCCCUGCUGUUUCAGUAGCAGGGUAUAUUUUUACAGGAGGGGUUGUUAGCUCUUCCCCUAUAAUGUGUUUGAGGCACCUCCUCAAACAUGUUACCUCAUUUGACAUCCCUUCCAAAAAACUGUUGCAACCCCAACCUAGAUGCCCUACCCUGGAUUGAACCGGGGUCUCACAGUUACCAACUACUGUAAAUGCAUUUAAUUUUGUGUGGAUUUACUUUCGUGGUAGCGGGAAAAUGCAGUGUUUGCGGUGGUUUUGAGGCAUAGACUAUAGUCACAUACUACAAAGUAUAAUGGAAAAAUGUAUGUGGUGGUUUUAAGUUUUCGGUGAAGUGGCCACGGCAAAAACCGUGAACGUAAAACUACUGUGAACAUUUCUCCAUUUACAGCUACUGGAACCAGGAGGUCAACUGAGAGACUGCUACCAGUUGAGCUACAGGGACAUCCCCUUCCUUGCAUUAGCCACAAUUGUUUUGUAGUUGACAUUUUGCUGUAAAUUGUAGCAAAUCCCUUGUCAUUUCAUUUCAAAAGCAAUAUGUAGGUCUAAAUGCGUGCAUGCACAUGUACCAAUGUGAAGAUGGCAAUGGUAAAGGCGUAAAUGAAACCAAGUGCAAAGUUGGUAGCAGUAGAAUAGAGGUUCACUAGCUUAUUAGCUGUACUGUGUAUGCUAAUAGUGAAUUGGUAAUGUAAAGGUGCACUUUCAAAGUGCGAAUCCAUAUCAAGUUCAACUUGGUAGUGAUAAUGUGUGCGAAGGCAUGUACUGAUGCUUGAAUAGGGAUGGUGCUUUAAUCUAUUGCACACUUGUCCGUACACAGUAAGUAGACUAAAGGUACACUAUUGUCAGUGCUUUCAUACGUGGUAGUGUAAGUUCCGAAAUGAAUUCUUGAAGUUGUACAUGCAGUUUUCAGUCUGCAGGACAAAGACACUGCAACAUGCUACAUUUUGAAUUGUACAGAAUACACUUAAUUAAAGCCCUUGUAAGGGUUUUGGACUUUGUAGAAUGUAUUACUACAAUUGUUUUGGAAAUGUGUGUAUGUAAUGUAAUAUGAAAUGCAGAACACACUAGACUGAGAUUGGAUCAUGUAGUUUUUCUUUGUCAUUCAGUUUGCCAAUGUUUUUCACAUUUGACUUAUUUUAAAAAUUUGUAGGCAAAGGUUGGGAUCUUUACCAAGCUUGUCUACUCCACUAUAACCUUUAAGUUAGUACAUCUUCAUUUUGGUAAAGGUAAGCCUUUGUAGCCAUUCUGAAGUGCUGAAAGGUGGCACUGUGCAAUGUAUUUAUUGGUAACAUUGAUAAUAUUAUAGUGAAACCCAACUUCUCACUGGUACUGGUUUGCACCAGUAAUGACUACAUUGAUUGGUUGGGAUAUUGUAUUGUAGCACUGACAGCUCUUUAGAAGAAAAGUUUUUUUUCUCUUUUAUAAUACAAGAAGACCCAUGUCUUAUAAUUCUGAUUUUUCUUUGAAUGGAUUGUAAUAGAUAACUGUAUGUAAAAAUGCAGGCUAAAUUUGUCCACUUUUCAGGAAGUUUAUAAGUCUUGCAGUUCUGGCUAAAUGGCACUUCGUACACUGUGUGCACUACUGACUAGGCGUAUGCAGUGCUUUUUUUUGUAUUUGUCAAGACCGUCAUUGUAUUCAUAUACAUGUAUUUAUUAUUGUCUCAAAAAUUUGCCACUAGUAGAUAUAUUUUUUUCAUCCGACUCAAAAGCUAAACCCCAACAGCAAACAGCAGUUUCUCAGAUGUGCAUUUUCAACAAACUGAAGGUUUGUGAUCUUCAAUGUACUAUGCAGUUGUGGAAGGACUAAGAUACAAUAUGGUGGGUUGUGUAAUACAAUUAUAACAUAAUCAUACAUUUGUUAACAAUAUGUCAAACUUUCUGUA
Branchiostoma floridae (Florida lancelet) is the source of this 4177-nucleotide messenger RNA. Its product is annotated as SH3 domain-binding protein 5-like. Gene Ontology annotation, molecular function: protein kinase inhibitor activity. Gene Ontology annotation, biological process: intracellular signal transduction; negative regulation of protein tyrosine kinase activity. NCBI's taxonomy places the organism in Eukaryota, Metazoa, Chordata, Leptocardii, Amphioxiformes, Branchiostomatidae. The record is from RefSeq and is a predicted model, not a curated record. The transcript has 8 exons. The coding region runs from base 40 to 1683 and encodes 547 amino acids. Gene Ontology annotation, cellular component: cytoplasm.